Molecule: messenger RNA, 1779 nt
Organism: Papaver somniferum (opium poppy)
Lineage: Eukaryota; Viridiplantae; Streptophyta; Magnoliopsida; Ranunculales; Papaveraceae
Exons: 7
Coding region: 1-1779 (592 amino acids)
Source: RefSeq, a predicted model, not a curated record
AUGAGUGUUAAUACAACACCAUCCUACAAUGGGAGAAUGCGUGAUCAUGCUAUUCAUGCGAAAGGUUCUUCUUCGAGCAACCUUAAAGUGAUUGUUUCCAACCCUAAAUCUUCUUCAGAUAUUCAGAACAAAGAAUCUCUCAAGAGGAAGGCUUCGCACAACAAAGGAGAUUCCGAUUGUGAGAUGGGUGGAGGAAAAGGAUUGAAACCUAAAAGAGUUCGCAAGCCCACAACUCUCAAAUCAAAAUUUUCCAUUCCUGAAUUUAGUGUCACAGAGAUCAUUCCUCCAUCUCCAAUUCAAACUAAUAUUUUUUCUUCUCAUGCGAAUGUCUCUGUUACUCUUGAUGAAAUUUUUCCUCCCGAAGAGAAAACUGUUACUAAUCAAGGUCUACAGGGUACCUCCACUCCCGCUUCUUCAUUUGCCCUAGAUGUUAUUCAAACUGUUUCAACCUUUGUGAACUCUCCUUUGCCCAUUAGCACCGAUACCACUCAAAGUAAUUUGGAUAUUCCCAGUUCUGCGAAUGUUACUACUUCCUCUCCUUCUAUUUCUGUUUCCCCUUCUUCAUCUUCCACUUUCUUAUUAGAAUCCCUUUCACUUGAUAAGGAAGCUCUGAACAGUGUAAAGUUUGCUUCUCAAACUUUACUAGAUAUUAUCAACUCUACUCAGUCAUCCACUAGUGAUCCUCACAAAGUUCACAUAUGUUCUUUUUUAAGUAAACUUCUAUGCGAAUUUCCUUCCAAUAAAGCUACAAGAGAAGAAAUCCAUUCUCAAAUCGAUCCAAGUUUCUAUACUGCUUUAGAUGUCUUGGAAUCUCAUCGUCGAAUGAUUUUGGCUGAAGGACGUUUUAAAUAUAGUUGUUCUCCAUUAGAACUUUCACACAAGAACACCCUUUUAGAAAAGGAUGUUAGUAGACUAAAAGGAGAGCUCCAAGUUGCAAUUCUUGAUUCUGAAAGUCUUCGCAGCCAGAAUCAAAAACUCAGAAGCGAGUUGCAGAGAGAUUCACCUUUCAAUUCCUCGCAGAAGAUACUCGAUAUUGAAGUAUUAAAUACCAAUAUUUCUCAUAUGUCUAAAUUGUUAUAUAGUGCUGAUUUAAGACAUCAAUCCUUAUCAGAAGAAAACUAUACCCUUUCUUUGGAGAAACAUUAUUUUCUAAAGAAAGAAGAAAUGUUUUCGCAUCAGUAUUUAAUUCUCCAGAAAGUAAAUGAUGAUAUAGAACAAGCCAUUCGUUCCCUAGAAUUUCAAUACGAAGCAUCACUUAAGGAAUUAAGUACCCAGAACGAUAAAAUCAUCCAAAGUAAAAUAAACCUGACUGUGAAGAUGAACCAGCUUCAAGAACAAUAUGAUCAACUGAAGCAUUCUCUUGAUGACCUUAAGAAAAAGAAUAAUUCCCUCUCUGCUGAUAAAAAGAAGAUUCGAUCUCGUCUCAAUGGUUCCGUUGGUGACGAUUUCGAUAAAGCUAUGGAAAGUAUGAAGAAUAACACUCUUGCCUUUUCUAAAUUCUACAAAGAGUCCGAAAAGUUGAAUCAAUUCACAAUAUCUCAGUUGAGAUCUGAGCUGGGUAAAGUUCGCAAAGAUCGUGCAAACAUGGAGAUUGCUUAUACAAAUCUUGAGGUUUCUCUUACUGCUUCUCGAGACCAGGAUCAACCUGAGAAGAAUAAAUCUGGCAAUGAUGAUUCUGUUGUUAAGGCUACUGUUGAAGUUGAGGACCCAAAUCCAAGCCACAAGAUUGAUGAUGAAAUGCCUUUAACUGAACGCGAUGUUUCCUCCAGCAAUGCUUAA